Messenger RNA from Trametes versicolor FP-101664 SS1, 1803 nucleotides. RefSeq lists its product as uncharacterized. NCBI's taxonomy places the organism in Eukaryota, Fungi, Basidiomycota, Agaricomycetes, Polyporales, Polyporaceae. The record is from RefSeq and is a predicted model, not a curated record. The coding region runs from base 263 to 1444 and encodes 393 amino acids. The transcript has 4 exons.
CCCCGAGUCUCACUUUCUCGCAGCGAUGUCGCAGCUCCGUGCAAGGCCUCUGCGAAGGUUCGCACCCCAGAAGCCGCCUAAACCUCCGGCGACAGUCUGCAAGAAUAGCUCGGCAGUCACGCACGUGGCCUGGUGAUGGGCGGGUUGACGGCGGGGGCGAUGUGAAGGGCUGGGUACACGGCUUGGUGCUCGCCCUUCUCAACCCUUCGCUCUUCUCUUCCUCAUUCUCCAGUCUCCCUUUCGUCCCAGUCCGUCCACAGACAUGCUCAGCCUACCGACCCUCGUCUCUCUUUUGCUCCUCGCUGUCCCCAACGCCGUUCUGGCAACCCCCUGCGUCUCUUUCGACGCCGACUUCAAUCUCUUGGCCUUCGGUUUCGACGGCAAGGAUUGGAAUGCUGGCCAGCAGGACUCAUGGACGAGCGGCUCCGCUACUGACAUCACCGCCUCUGGAAGACCACCAUUCGACGGCAACAGCACCACCUGCUACCUCGCCCAGUUCUUCAACGCCGUUUACUUCAUAAACGCGGACAAGGCCAACCCGUCCAACGUGCACAUCUAUGAUGCCGGCGCCAAGUCAUGGUCCACCCAGUCCGUGAACGCCGGUACCUUCGAUGUCUUCUCCUUCGAUACCAUCCUCGACCACGACACGAACGUCUUCUACGCGGUCUCCCACAACGAGGUCUUCUUCCUGGACAUGGGCAACCUCAAAACUGCCAACGCCACCGCUCUGGACUGGAAUGAUGUCCAGGCGGCGCCCUUCCCCGCCGACUACAAGCCCAUCAUGGGGCUCGCGCAGAACCACGUCCACUUCUUGAACGUCCCCGACAUUCCCGCAGGCUCCGCUGACAUCUUCGUCAUUCACUUCUCGCUCUUCCAGCCUGCGCCCCAAGCGUACCCGCUCUCCGACGGCUCUGCGAUUCCCAACUCGCACGGCCUCACAGCAAGCUUCUUCCAGGCCGAGGGCGUGCAGCAGGAGUUCGCCUUCAUCCCCGACGACGGCUCGCUCACCUACGUCAUCAACGUCGAGACAAACACCACCAAAACGAUCGCCGGCCCGACGACGAAGGACGCAAACGCGCAGUACGCCGCGAGCAUCACCGCGCUCGUCCAGCUCGACAGCACCGGCGCGCUCUCCUUCAUCCCGUACAAGCAGGGCGACGACAGCGCGAACGGCGCCGCGACGUGGUCCGCCAUCUCGAAGGUCGCCGCGGUCGCGCCCCCGACAUCGUCUGGUGCCUCUGGCUCGUCGGCCUCGGCCGGAGCUUCCGGCACCGCUACCGGCUCUGCGUCGAAGUCGACCGGGUCUGCUGGUAGCAAGUCCGGCACGGCGACGGGUGCGGCUGCCGCUACGGGCACCGAUGGCGCGAACGGUGCCCUGACGAACGCGGUGAGCUUCGGCGCUGUCGCGGGUGCCGUGAUGGCGCUCUUCGCGGCGCUGCAGUAACCGUUACGCGCGUGUAUGCAUUCCGAGAGGGACAUUUGUGCGCAUGUUGGAAGACGGACGCUCUCACCGGAUUACCCCCCACUAGCUAUCGAUCGUACUCCCCCCCACACUUACGCCUCCGCUUCCGCCUCACCCCUUACCUCUCUAGGAUACGUGUUACGGACGCACUCACACCUCGGACACUAGUUACAUGCCGUGCGCACUCCGCCUUUGGGGGAUGAUGAUAUACGGUAUGCGGCGUCCCGCUCGUUACGAACUACGGUCUUUACCUGCGACUUGUCCGCUGGCGAGCUGGCCUUGGGUGGAACGUCCCUGUCCGUGCCCCGAUUCGCGUCUGUCGUAAUAAUAUAUGAUACCGC